AUGGCAAACAUGCGACGAAACUCUCCUCCACGGGACAAGGCACCCGUUAAGAAAGCGUGGACUGGACAGGUCGCAGCUCAGCUGGCCUGCAGCAGCCCACACACCAAGAUGUUGCGACCAAUUUUCUAUCACGUUGCGGAUGUUUGGGCCAGUUUCAAACCCUCCUCGAACCACGAGGAGAUCGUCAAGGCGGCGCCGGACACCUGGGAGGUGCUGCCAAAGGCCUUCGACAAGAACUACCGUAACCCUUGCUGGACGGAUGCAAGCGGGCGCUUCAGGUGCGCGCCGUACUUUCAAAUCAUCGGCGUAUCCAAGUGCGGUACGACGGAUUUGUACGGCAGGCUGAAUCGUCACCCUGACAUGGCCGAGGGCGCCAAGGGCCCUCACUUUUGGGACGAAUGCCCGUACCCUCCAAAGGGCGCCUGCACCGCCCCGCCGAACGGCGACUUCGACGGCUACAUCAACCUCUUCGAGAAGGGCGCCGCUGUAAUCCGAACAAAUUCGCUUGCUAUUGUGGGAGAAGCCUCGUCAAACACGUACACGGGUGUUUUUACGUUUGUACGUGGUUUGGCUCGUCUCAAGACCAACGUCACGCUCGCGCAGCUUAUUUAUGAGGCGCAGCCGUACCAGCGCCAGAUCAUCAUUAUGCGCGACCCUGUCUCCCGAUACUACUCGGCCUUCCAUUACUACAGGCGGCGACCCACCGACCCAUUCGAGGGCCCGGACAAGUUCCAUGAGCGUGUGGAGCGGGAUAUCAAUCUGUGGACCACUUGCGAGCAGCGUUUUGGCGUGAAGGAGUGCGUGAAGCGUUACGAGCCCCAGCAGCUCGUCAAGGGCAUGUACAGCGAGUUUGUGGAUGCGUGGACGUCGGUGUUUCCCAGCGAGCAGCUGAUGUUUUUGAGAACGGAGGACUACAAAGCGGCGCCCCGGGAGCACAUCCAAGCGGUUAUUAAGUUUUUGGGUAUGCGCGACCUAUCGGACGAGGAGACCACCACCAUGAUGCGCCUUCGCCGCUUCAAUGCUCAGAGUGAGAAGUACCCGCGAAUGUGGCCGAAAUCAAGGAAGAUGCUGGAGGACUUCUACCGGCCCUUCAACCAGAAGCUGGCUAAGUUGAUGGGUGAUGAUCCCCGCUUUCUGUGGGAGGACACCGCGAAGAAGGCGGCGGCUGCAGCGGCAGCGGCGGGCACGACUGCGUCGCAGUAG
Molecule: messenger RNA, 1203 nt
Organism: Volvox carteri f. nagariensis
Lineage: Eukaryota; Viridiplantae; Chlorophyta; Chlorophyceae; Chlamydomonadales; Volvocaceae
Exons: 13
Coding region: 1-1203 (400 amino acids)
Biological process (GO): hexose biosynthetic process
Molecular function (GO): N-acetylgalactosamine 4-sulfate 6-O-sulfotransferase activity
Source: RefSeq, a predicted model, not a curated record